ACGUCAACGUAAUCUCCAGAGUAGUCUACAUGAAAAAAUUAAAUCGAAAAAGUUUUGUCUUGUAAUUCGCGACAAUAAAUUUUAAGAAAAUCCUAACUUCUAAGAUUCCAAAGCGCCCGUUUCAUAGUUGUCUUAUCGUGUCAUCCAGUGUAGUGCAAAAUGAACUAAAAAUCAUACCAAGAAAAAUGAACCACCAACAGUAAUCCAAAUUUAAAAAUAAACGACAAAGAAAACCACAAAAAAAUCCCCAUUAAAAUGUGCACAUUCUAAAGACUCAUCGAAAACAGACUCACACACACAUCCAACCACAAAAUGAAUAUUAUGCAAAAGUUACGCGGCCGACCCGGCAGCGGUGAAUCGUCCACCGAAUCAUCGACGGCUGAUACCGAAUCGCCGCACACACAACUGGGUCUGAUGCAUUUGAAGAAAUUGUUUAACGAAUAUUCGCAUCCGAAGGAACCGUUCAGCGAAUCGGAAAGGGAUUUCAAAUUGUACAACAUGUUGCCACUGUUUUGUAAGGUAUUUGGCACCACCCAUGCGGCUGACAUGAGCGAAAAAUUCUGGGACAUUUUAGCAUUCGCGCAGCAAAUAUCCAAAUUGAUGGUGUCCGAGAUUCGCCGGCGCGCUUCAAAUCAAUCGACCGAAGCAGCCUCGAUAGCAAUUGUUAAAUUCUUGGAAAUCGAUAAUUGUGAAGAGUCUAGCAACGGUUGGAUGUUGUUGUCCGCAUUGAAUCUAUUAGCGGCAGGAGAUCCUUCCAUUAUUCAAGUGAUGACGACCGCUUCGGUGCCAUCGACCCUAGUCAAAUGUUUGUAUUUGUUCUUCGAUCUUCCCGAAAUACCGGAAGCCGAGGCCGACAUCAACGAUGGAUCCGAUUUUACACCACGCGAAAGGCGAAUUCUGUUGCAGAAAAUAUUCGUUCAGGUGUUGGUUCGCCUGUGCUCGCAUUCGUAUCCGGCUGAGGAGCUGGCUCGUAUGGACGAUUUAACGCUACUGUUCUCCGCCAUUACAUCGCAAUGUCCAACGAACAACGACAUUUGGAGGAAAUCUGCAGCUGAAGUGCUGACAACGCUGUCACGUCACGGACUCUCCGAUCCCGUCGUUAAUUACGUACAUUCCAAAGGAUGCAUAGCUCUCUGUAUCGACAAUAUGCAACGCGUACCAAACCUACGGCCACUGGAAAUAGUGGAAAUGUUCGUUGCCGUCUUCUGUUUCCUGAAAGAUUCGAGUGAAGUGUCGCAGGUGUUGAUCGAAGACUUUCGCAUCAACCAAGGCUACGUAUUUCUGACCGAUUUUCUGAUGAAAUUGGAACAGGAACGGCAAAAGAAUGCCGAAGCUCAAGCAACGAUCCGGAAUUUGGUGUUGAUGAUUGCAUCGUUGUGCAUGUGCGGUUAUGUCGAAUUGCGGCCUAGUCAAAAUCAAACGAAUUCACUGUUCCAAAUGCAGGGAUUCCAGAUGCCACAGGCAGCAUCGCGUGGCACUUCCGUGCGAAACAUUCAUGCGUUUCAAGUGUUGCAGACGGUGUUCCUGAAAACGACAUCCACGACAUUGUGUUGCACCAUUCUGGAUGCCAUCUCUAGCGUCUACCAUUCGGACAAUGCGAACUACUUCAUUCUUGAGUCGCAGGGUACGCUCAGUCAGUUCAUUGAGAAAAUACACACGAAAAGUCCGACGGUGCAGGAGAAGUUCUUCGAACUGUUGGAGUUCAUUGUGUUCCAGUUGAACUUUGUGCCGUGCAAAGAACUAAUUUCGUUGUCAAUUCUACUGAAGAGCAACAAUUCCACUAGCUGUAGCAUUCUCUGCAUGAAAACGCUGCAGAGCAUUCUACGGCACAACAAUGUGUUCAAGGAUGUUUAUCGCGAGGUGGGCAUUUUGGAAGUGUUCGUCACCUGUCUCGUCAAAUAUUCAUCGUUUUUGCAAAGCCAUGCCGUCGUCGAGGCUGGAUCUCAUGACGUUGAUUUGGACAAUUUAACCGAAAUAGAAAACGAUCCGAACGAACUGCUGGGCAAACAUAUGAUCGAUGCGCUGACGCUUCUCAUACAACAAUCCAAUGCAAAUUCGAAUGUUUUCAGGGAGAGCGGAGGGGCCAAAUGUGUCCAUGAAAUGGUGAAGUUUCGGCACUGUCGCAGCUAUGUCUUGUCUAUGAUUCGUGAACUGAUGUUGUCGGCUGGCGGUGAAGAUGAUAUGCUGUUCAUAUUGAGUACGAUGCAUUCGGCUCCAGCCAAUAAUGUUGAGCUGAAAAUUCAAAUUUUGAAGACACUUCUCGGAUGUUUACGCGACAGCCAUAGAACCCGAACGAUUUUCCGCAAAGUUGGUGGCUUCGUGUAUGUGACAAGUGUGUUUGUGUCACUCGACGGUAAGCUGGGAGACACCGCACCGGACAAACUCGAUCUACACAACAGUGAAAUUUUACAAUUGCUCCACAUCGUCUGCCAGACAUUGGCUACGGCGAUGCGAUUUGAACCGGCGAACGCUAAAUUCUUUCAACAGGAAAUUUGCAGCACAUCCCUGUGUGACACAUUGAGACUUUUGGGCUGUUUCUCUCUGACCACCAAACUGGAAGACAAUCAAACCGAGAUCAGCGUGUCGGAAGAGCUGCAACAGUACUACCACCGCAUAUUUACGGGAAAUGUUCUUCAACCAGAAUUCAAUCCAGACAUUCCGCUGUCGUUGACAUUCAUCUGCCUGAUAUAUCGGUUCCUGUACGACAUUGCACUGGACAACUUCGAUAAACCGAAUUUGUCGGGCGUGGUCAACAUUACAUCACCGAAUCUUCCCACCCAAACGAAUACCAAACCACAACCGAAGAACGAUCCCCGAAGUGUUGUCUCAACGUUGAACCUUACACAACCACUUCCCGAACCAUUAAUCGUUCAUCCAGGCGUUGUCAUUUGUAUGCUGCAAUUGCUUCCAUCCGUUGAGCAUAUGGACGAAUGUCAAAAGUCGUUGUCGUUGCAAAUUUACUUGGCCGAAGUUAUCAAGAGUUUGGUGCGAAGUGAACGAAAUCAACAGAUCAUGUGCGAAGCAGGUCUUGCUGGUCAUUUACUGGGUGUCGGUCGAGUAGCACUUAGCGAAGAGAAAAAUUCGUUGCACGUGGCUUUACAAUACAUUCUGGAACGACUAGCUGCCCAAGCACUCCAGCCGACCGAGUUGCGUGAAUUUCUUCGUCUGGGCUCGCCGUUGUGUUGCGAAAGUCCGAAUCUGAAACAACCAUACAAACCAGGCGGUCCGGUUCCAUUGACUCGCAUCAAAACGCUGGUAUCGAUGACCACGCCACGAGACUUCCGAGCGCAUGGUUCGUGUACGCUGCCUCCAUUCGUCGAAAUGGAUAUGUCGGCCGAAGGUUUCGGUUGCUUGUAUUUGCCCAGUGUUGCACCGCAAUCGCCUAAUGUUGGCAACUUGGACAGUGCUGUCAUCGGUGGCAUUGGCAAUCAGGAUCGACUGUUUCCGCCGCAAACCGGUCUCACCUAUUCGACGUGGUUCUGUGUGGACAAGUUCAGUGAUCCUAGAACCGAUCCGCAUUGCGUGAGAUUGCUGACACUGAUACGCACCGUUAAUAAUCCGAGGGAAGAUAAUUUGGUUUGUCUAACGGUUUUACUGUCUGCUAGGGAUAAGGCCAUCAUUGUGUCGACGCAGGAGACACUGGUACCACACAACGUAGGUGAAUGGGAACCUGAGGGAACCGGUGACAGUAGUGCCCGAAUUUGGUGUCCAGAUCUACUACACGAAGGUCAAUGGCAUCACUUGGUUAUCGUUCUAAAUAGAGCAGUUUUGAAAAAUUCCAGCUUCUCGUUAUUUUUGGACGGUCAACAUAUGCACACCCAAAAGCUGCAUUACAUUUCCCAAAAUCCGGGCGCCGGUUCCACAAGCCUAUCAGUAGCUAAUUCAGUGUACAGUUUCAUUGGAACGCCGCCCGCAUGGAGACGAUAUUCACGGUUGUGUUGGAAGCAAGGUGUUUGCCAUUUGAUCGAAGACAUAAUCAGUCCACAAAUGGUGUCGACAAUAUUCGCUUUGGGUCCCCAUUACAUGGGUUCGUUACAAGCGCCCCAAUUCAGCAAGCAAUCUGAACCGGUUACUCCGUUGGUGUCGGAGGAACGAGUUGUGUUCGGCCUGAAUGCGAAGGCAAUGUCCCAAUUGACACUGGCGAAAAUACGAAAAGUCUACAGUAAAGCCGACAACAAGUCGAUUGCAAAGCAGUUGGGGAUGAGCUCGCACGAGAAUGCCACACCGAUUCGGAUUCUUCAUAAUUCAGCCGGUCAUUUGGCUGGACCGUCACGAACGUUAGGUGGAGUUGUUGUUGGAUAUUUGGGCGUACGUGUAUUCUCACCACAUCCGGUUUCAACCAUGAUGGAUACCGUCGGUGGAUGCAAUGUUUUACUGGGUAUAAUUGCGAUGGCUCAAGAUGUGGAAAGUUUGUACGCAGGCGUAAAGGCAUUGACGUGUGUGGUACGAAGCAAUCGGGCGGCACAAAGCGAAAUGAACAGGAAACGAAGUUACCAAACGUUGGCCAUGUUCUUCAAAAAGAAACGAAAUCUGCUCAAUUCUCACAUAUUGCAUCUGACAUUCAGUUUGGUGGGAACGGUUAACAGUGGCCAGGAAUCAUCGGCGAUUCCGAACGUUACAGCAUUUCAGGACAUGCUGUGCGACCUGGAAAUAUGGCAUGGUGCACCGAACGGUUUGCUUCGAUCGCUGCUCGAACACUUGCUAGAAUUGGCUUCCGAGUCCAGCGAAAAACGUUCCAAUAUUCGCAUAAUGCGUGAACUGCAACUGGUUGCAAAGCUGUUGCAUUUGAUCACCGAAAUUUACGAUCCGGGAACGCGAGAAAUUCUGUUUUCAUUGCUGACGAUUCUGUUGGGCGGUCAACCACGGCACAGUGAUUUGCUGCUAUUCGGUCAAUUCAUUGUCGCUAAAAUGCCUCAAUCCGCGUCGGAUAGUGAAAAGUCCAUCACACUGACGAACGUUUCAUACAAUGCGGCCGACGAUAAAGACGAUCCGGAGCAACAUCAACAGAACACGAUAAUCAGACGGAUUUUGUUGCGGAAUCGGUGUUUGACUUUGCUGCAUAGUCUUCUGUUUACCAAUCGUAACACCGUGUCAAAUAUCAUCUGUGACGACAUAUCCCGCAUCCUCGGCCUCGAUUGGGUUCUGCUGUUUAUGCAGCCGCAAGUGCACAAGUCGACCGUAAUUCUUGGACUUCGAAUUUUAGUGGUCAUGUGUGCCAGUGAAACAUUAAUCAGUCGAUUCAGAGACGCUAGUCAAAAUGGUGGCUAUCUGCGGUACACCGAGUUCAUUUCGCAACAGAACAACAAUUUGGUGCUAGGUCAGCCACAACUGAGUCCAGCAACCACAAAUACAACCGCUUCAGUCGUACAAGUUCAACCUGGCGUGCAAUUACCGGCACAAAUCGCCAGCGAAGUAAAUACAGCUGUGCUACACAUACCGGGAUUUCAAUACCUCGAGUGGCUGAUGCCAUACCAUCUUGAAAUCCCCGAGAUUUACUUUUUGCUGACAGCGUUGAUAAUGGGCCAGCCGGUGAAACUAUUAGGAACCGAUCAUACCAAACUGGAUCUGGAUCGAGUAUGGGCAUUUCUAUGGGGCGGACCAGUUUCUCAUACACCAGUCGGAUCGGUUGCACCGAAAGUUACUUUAUGCCCAGAAGCGGUUUGUGUUCUCUUGGCCAUGGUACGAACAAUUGUUCACACUGACGAAAAGCUUGACUGGUUGAUCAGUCAUCCGGUGACAAUUGUCCAGGUGUUGUUCUCCCUGUAUCACAAUCUGCCCGAUUUCAUGUCGGUCAUUAUGUCCGCUGAAGUUAUCAACUCACUGGCAGCUGUUCUAUUUCCAAUUGUCAACAAGAAUGGACCAGAUUCGGAACCGAAUAGCGGUGCAUCCACACCAGAGGACAACGCGAACAGCGGUGUCAUGGCAAUCCUAACUCGACAAGAAUCUCAACUGACGAACAAUUCGGUCAGGAAAUUCAUCAUCGAUUUCUUGCGAGUCGUUGUCGUUGACUCAUUAAGUUUAUCGUUGACGGGAAAAGCAGCACCGGUUAUCGAUCUGGUAUUGGACUCGUCACCUGAGAAUAGUGAAUUAUCGCAGCAGGUCACUUUCCAAACGGAAAUCAUUUCGGCGCUCAUGGACCAUUUAUUGGCUGCUGAUGUCUUAGUCGGAGAACAGGCUGCCUUGCCGAUCGUGCCAUUACUACAGAGUCAUGUGCAAAACAUAUCUCCGAACGUGUUCUAUUUGACAGCACGUGUGGUCGAUAAAAUGUGGCAAGGGCAAUUAAGCAAAGAUCCCCAUGAAGUUUUCGAUUUUAUCAUCAAACUCAUAGGCCAGGCAAAGAGACGUUCGUCAUCACUGUCUCUGGAACAACUGCACCACUCGCUGAACCGAAUCAUUCUAUAUUUACUUUCACGACCCACCGAAUCUGUUGCAGAACAGAUGGCCGUUCUGGAAGCAUUGCACAAGUUAACGACAAAUCGACUGUUGAUUUUUGGCGCUGGUAACCAUGAACUAGACUUCAUCGGUUGCUUAACGUAUUGCUUGCUUCAACUCACUGCUGAUCUGAAAAUUGCUCUGGACGCUAAUACUACCAAUCGUAACACAACAUGGCACGUGAAUCCAACUAGUGAGGUGAUUGAAGCCCGUGACGAUUUCUUGAAUCAGCAUCAAGGAAGAAAUUUAAUUGUCGGCGCUGCCUAUCGGGUGUGGGAAGAACUAUACGUCUGUAAGAAACCAGCGAUCGAAGAGGUGUUCAAGGUGACACUCACAGCUCCAGCUAGUAACGCUAAGGCGCCCAGUUUGACUGCAACACGAGAACAGGUUAUCGAUGUAGCAACGAAAUUGUGGCAUAAUUACGUCGAUUUAGAACGGAAGUCUAGCUAUCGCGUGCCAUGGGAAUUGCACAAUCAAAUUCAAUCAAAAAUUCAGAAAGUUACUGGCGGACUGACUAGACUGGCCAGCCGUACGAAGGUUAAGAAAGAUGAUUUCGUUAAGACAAAAUCUCAAGUGGCCAAACGGAAGGCUUUACAAUGGACAUGCAUGAAUGUGGGACUGAUCAAAGAUCUUUGGGACAUGAAAUGCAUCCAGCACAUCCAAAUGACUCAACACACAAAUCGCUAUGUGUGUCAGGAUUGGCUGCAAUCUGAAAGGGAAUUGAUACGGGAAAGAGGACUCUGGGGACCAGUAAAGAAUAACACUUUGGACAAAUGGUUGCUGGAUUCGACGGAAGGACCGCAUCGCAUGAGAAAAAAGACCAUGAAGAAUGACCAAUUCUACCUCCAAUAUCCAUAUCGACCAGAACUAGAGCUAGCCGACAAUCGUCAAUUGAAAUACAAAGUGGCUCAGAGUUUCGACAGCAAAUCCUAUUUCACCUACUGCCAGUUACCACCGAGAGUCUUAUGUGAACCGGAUUCAGUAUUAGAAGCCAGCAAGUCGACAGAAAAGGGUGACGUUAAUUCGCCAGUACAAACACCGACUGAACAUCCACCAACAAUAUCGAGAGCACAAAGUGAGCCGGGCGAAGAGAUGGACGAAGAAGAGGACGAAGUGUCGUUGGUGUCUGACAACCAAACACUGAUUCGGAUGCUGGAAGAACACGAGAAAAUUUCGCAUAUGUUCCGAUGUGCCCGUAUUCAAGGUCUGGACACCACCGAAGGUCUUCUACUCUUCGGUAAAGAGUAUUGCUAUGUGGUCGAUGGGUUUACUUUGGUGAAAAAUCGAGAAAUUCGUGAUAUCGAUUCGCUACCACCCGGAACGUAUGAUCCGAUUGUGCCGAAUCCGGGAACCAGUCCACGACGUUCCAUUACAAUGCGUCAGUGUUCGAAAUUUUCGUACGAGGACAUACGCGAAGUGUGCAAACGGCGAUAUUUGCUGCAACCGAUUGCGUUGGAAGUUUUUUCAGGCGAUGGACGUAACUAUCUGUUGAGUUUUCCGCGAAAAGUGCGCAACAAGGUGUAUCAACGCUUCAUGGCCACGGCUACUAUGAUUGCCGACAGUGCUCAGCAAAGUGUGGCUGGUCAAAAACGGGGUGCAAGUGUUGAACAAACAUCUGGCAUAUUUAGCAGCUUGAUCGGAGAAACAUCCGUCACGCAACGUUGGGUCCGCGGAGAAAUAUCCAAUUUUCAGUAUCUGAUGCACUUGAAUACGUUAGCAGGACGAUCGUACAAUGAUCUGAUGCAGUAUCCAGUGUUUCCGUGGAUAUUGGCCGACUACGAAUCCGAGGAACUCGAUCUCACCAAUCCAAAGACAUUCCGCGAUUUUGCUAAACCGAUGGGAGCACAGAGCGCAGAUCGAUUGGAACAAUUUCAGAAACGAUACAAGGAAUGGGAUGAUCCGCAUGGUGAAACACCACCGUAUCACUACGGAACGCAUUACAGUUCAGCGAUGAUCGUUUGCUCGUAUCUGGUGCGUUUGGAACCGUUCACUCAACACUUUCUUCGGCUUCAAGGCGGUCAUUUCGAUUUGGCUGACCGCAUGUUCCAUAGCAUUAAAGAGGCUUGGAUGUCCGCGUCGAAAUUUAAUAUGGCCGACGUCAAGGAACUGAUUCCGGAAUUCUUUUACCUGCCGGAAUUUUUGAAUAAUUCAAACAAUUUUGAUUUGGGCUCCAAACAGAAUGGUGAAUGUCUCGGUGAUUGCAUUCUACCGCCGUGGUCGAAACAAGAUGCUAGAGAAUUUAUUCGGGUGCAUCGGCAAGCGCUGGAAUGCGAUUAUGUCAGUCAACAUUUGCACCAGUGGAUAGAUUUGAUAUUCGGGUUCAAACAAUUGGGAUCGGCUGCCGUCGAUGCUGUUAAUGUUUUUCAUCACUUAUUUUACGAGGGAAAUGUCGACAUCUACAACAUUGACGAUCCGCUGAAGAAGAACGCGACCAUCGGCUUCAUCAAUAACUUCGGUCAAAUUCCCAAACAAUUGUUCAAGAAACCGCAUCCGUGCAAGAAAAUGCAAUCGAAUCGUCAUACGAUCACCGACUCUGGGCCACUCAUUGCGACCGGGAAUGUGACACAAGUGGAUAAGCUGUUCUUCCACAAUUUGGACAAUUUGAAACCGAGUCAGCAGCCGAUCAAAGAGUUGAAAGGACCCGUAGGACAGAUUAUCCAUCCGGACAAGACUGUCCUGGCGGUGGAACAGAAUAAGGUUAUGAUGGCACCAUCGUUUACUCGUUACAUUGCUUGGGGCUUCGCCGAUCAUUCGCUCCGAAUCGGCAUGUACGACUCAGAUCGUGCACUGUUCGUAUGCGAAGCCGCCGCUCAGAAUUCGGGAGAGAUUUUAGCUUGUGCUUGUCCGAAUGCUCGAACAAUCGUGACGUCUGGUACCAGUUCGGUUGUAACCAUUUGGGAAUUUGAUUCGCGCAGAAAAGCUCUGUACGUGAAGCAUUCACUUCAUGGCCAUACCGAUGCUGUUACAUGUCUAGCGGCUAGUCCAGCGUACAAUAUUAUUGUGUCUGGUUCUCGAGAUGGUACCGCUAUCGUUUGGGAUAUGUCCCGAUUCAUUUUCGUUCGACAGCUACGAGAUCAUGUCGGUGUGGUGGCAGCUGUUAGUAUCAAUGAUCUGACUGGCGAUAUAGCUACGUCAAGCUCCACAUGGCUCCAUGUGUGGUCACCGAAUGGGGAUCCAUUGGCCAUAGUUAAUACGAGUGUUGGCAGCGCUGAUCGAAUGCAGCAAAUUUUGUGUGUGGCAUUUUCAUCGACACGAGAGUGGGAUCAGCAAAAUGUAAUAAUCACCGGCUCAACCGACGGCGUCGUCCGAAUGUGGUCGAUGGAAUACGUUCAAGUGCCCAUUGCGGAUGAGGCCGUAGAGGAGCAGACGACCAGCGACGAGAAAAAAUCAACGAAAAAAGUCGAUUUGAUCAAACAGAUGAGUAUAUCGACGAGUGAUGGCAAUGAAUUACAAAAAUCCGGUUCGGAGAGCAGUAUAUCGGAAGCUUGCGAUAGUGUUAAGGAAUCGACUAAGCGAUUCGAAAGUGAACGCGAUGAUUGCAGUGAUAAAGAGGAAUCAGUCGAACCGAAAUCGUCAGCGGUCAAUGAACUGGAAGUACCAAAAUGUGCAAUGAGUAAACGGGGCAGUUUGACGAGCGCAAAAUCGUUACACGAAUUGAAGCAUGAGCCGUCUGUCGAUAAGGAAAAGAAAGGUCGAUGCUCAGCUCACAAUGAAAUGAAUGAAGAUUGUGCAAAGUGUAAAAGUGAAUCAGUUUCACGAGCCACUGGUGCCGAUGACGACGAAGCGGUAAAGGGGCGUGGUAUUCGUCCGAGCAAAUCAGACACAAGUUUAACCGACUCGUUCGUUGUUAUCGACAACGAAUACAAUAAGAAAAAGAAUCAGAACCUGUUACGGGACGGUUUCAAAUGGCAACGACAACUGGUUUUUCGCUCAAAACUAACCAUGCACACCGCCUACGAUCGCAAGGAUAACACCGAACCAGCGUCGAUAACCGCAUUGGCCGUUUCGAAAGAUCAUAAGACCCUGUAUGUGGGCGAUGCCAGAGGCAGAGUAUUCUCGUGGAGCGUUACGGAACAACCUGGUCGGGGAAUGGCCGAUCAUUGGCUGAAAGAUGAAGGUGCCGACCAGUGCGUUGGAUGCCAUGUAAAAUUCACACUGUACGAACGCAAGCACCAUUGCAGGAACUGUGGCCAAGUCUUUUGCAAUAAGUGCAGCCGAUUUGAAUCGGAAAUUUCGCGACUGAGAAUUUUGAAACCGGUUCGUGUGUGCCAGUCGUGCUAUGCGUCAUUGCGUCAUCAUUCAACGGGAGACUAGUAAGUUGACUUAUGUUUGGGGACUUAUGUAAAUCGUACGAGCAUGGAUAGUCAUUGCAUUUUGUUAAAAUCGCUGAUCACUGAUUCUAUUGGAUUAGGUUUUGUGUGUUCGGUGUUCGUAUCUGCAAAGUUAACUAGUCGCCACCAUUUCUUACUCGAGUAACAGCAACGUCUUCUAAAAAUUUCUUUGCCUCCAACGAUGAGUUUUCGCAUUACGCUUUGUUGUUCUUCCUUGUCAGUUGAGGGAGAAGACUAUUUUUUCGCACAAAUUUUAACAAAAUGCAAUGUUUUCUGUGUGAGGUCAUACACAAUAAUUCGGGGACAGUGCACGAUCGAUUUUCUUGAGUACGUUGACUCGCCCAGUGCUCUGUAAUAGUGUUUCAAGGGUAAAGUUUUUUCAAUUUGUAAUUUAGUUUUUGUAAGACAAAGUUUGAAAUUCAAUUGACCAAAGUUUUCCGAGCCUCGUAACAAGUAGAAAAUGAUCAAAAUUUCGAUUUUUAUUUUUAAAUUUUUUAUUUAUUUAAAUUAUUGCUUUUUUAAACAAGAGAAAAAUUGAUAUUAUUUUAUUGUUGUUGUUAUAAUUCAUUCAGUGCCGCUUUUCUACCGUUUGUCUAUACAACCUCUGGGAUCUUGAACAUUUCAAAUGUUCGAUAAGUCGAAUGAAAGACAUUCAGUCGCUGUUCAUGAUAGCGAAAAAUGAUUUUAUGAGUAACGUCACCAAAGCAGUGCGUAAAUGGAUUAUCAAUUACAUGUUUACGCCCUAGUGCGUUAAAGUGACGUUUGUAAAAAUUUUGUUCCUGACUUGUGCCCAAACUGGAACUUUACAUAUACGAUAGGUUGUCACUCUCGGCUUUGUCUCGGAUUGACAAUUUUCACAUCUACUGUGUAAAAUUUCCAUUUAGGCACAUGUCAUGGAACGGCUCGAGCUGCAAACGCCACAAAAUAAAAAUUUCGAAACAACAACUUUAUCUACGAUUUGGCGAUUGAUAUCUAUAAUUUAUGACAGAUUGUGGUGUUGGUGGCACACGGUGCGCCUUAACCAACUUUAAAUAGAAGUGUCGGAUAACAAAAAAAAAUUUCUUUUGUAAUAUUGACGAGGGGUGAGUAAGUAAUUCAUUUAUUUAUAAAUUAGCUCGAACCGCUGGGAGAUUUUUGAGGUCGGGAUGCAGUGACUCCUCAUGACGUGCUCAAGUCUAAGCUUUGCAAUGAUACCAUGUCAUGCACGAGUGGCAGGAGGUGUCUGUUUUAAGGCAUUUUGAAUCGAGGUCACUCUUCACUUCAAGCUAAGCGACAGAUAUAAUUUUGUUGCUCAAAAAGUCUACCGCUAUGGAACAAAGGUGCCCAAAGUUGACCGAAGUUGACUAAAAUUAUCCAAAAUUAACUUUUGUUUAAAUUUGGUCGGACUACUUUCGGAAAAAGUUUUAUAUGCGUUCGAAAGGGCUCAUAGAACCUUGCCACAACAGCUUCUUACUCACUUCCCAGAUCGCAUCGUCUUGCUGUUAUCAUCUUUUGAAAAUUGUGAUGUUUUGACUUUUCAAGGCCCCUGCUCUGCAACCAGGUGGACUAGAGUAACUAUUUUCAUACGAACGAUCUUGCAAUUAGUCCCCCUACUAAUCACAAUAUAAAUUGGGACGCUAGGCGACUCGACGGACCAUGGGUGGUCAUUGCAUCUCGACCUCAAAAAUCUCCCAGCAGUUGGAGCUAAUUUAUAAAUAAAUGAUUUACUUACUCACCCCUCGUCAAUAUUACAAAAGAAAAUUAUUUGUUAUCCGACACUUCUAUUUAAAGUUGGUUAAGGCGCACCGUGGGCAAUUAACUGAGAUUUUUAUGAACAUUUUCACCAACUGACAGAACUUUUGGCAACACCAAUAAUUUGACAUACUUUUCCGCACUUGUAUCGGAAUCAACAACAUUUGGGUUGAUUGCGUCUCUCCUUUUUUUUUAAAUUGAUUUAGUGUUUGUCCCUUGUUGCACAAGUUGAUUUUCGUUGCACACAUUCUAAAUUUCAUGGACUAGUUUUAGGCCGACUAAGAUUGACUUUGUGCAACACGGAUAUUGCUUUGAUAUCGAAAUGAACAUCGUUUUAGCACUAAGUGCGGUCUGGAAAUUAUAUGUUUUACGGACGCGUGUUCUCCGGUGCCAUAAAACAACAUUUGUACCAAAAAUAGCUAUUCAAUUCGAUCCAUCAAGCGUGAUAUUGAUUCCUACUGAUUGAUUGAUGAUCAGAUAAAGCGGCACUGUUGUUAUUACUGUAAAGGUAUUAUAUUUGCUUGUUAGUUGAUUUCUAAUUUUAUUUUUUAUAAAGUGCGAACGAAACAAAAAUUAUUCACAAACAAAGGGAGAGAUUAAAAUUAUUGUGAAGAAGGAAAAAACAAAACAAAAAACCGAAUCUGUGCCGAUAAACUCUGGUGGGAAUCCAGCUUAAUCGAAUUCGCAAAUUAUUUUGCUUUCUUUUGACAUGAUUUUCAUUGAGAAAGGCACAAAAUUCAAGAGUAAUGGAGGAAAUAAUAGUGUUUUCCUUGCUGGCAAAAAGUUUGAAUUCAAUAAAUAGAUUGUAACCGGAACUAUAGACUCCCUUUAUGCCCUAAUAUGUAAGAUAUAAUUCAUUCAUUCAUCCAGUUGAUAGAAAUAUUUGUUGCGAACAUACUACAAAAACCAAGAAAAAUGCGACGUUGACGUAAUUUGAUCUCGUACUCGUAGAAAUAUUUCGCAACAAUUGCGUUUAUUAACGGAACAAUUACCGUGAUUUCAUUACUCAUUCCGGAUUGAAAGCAAAAAUGUGUUUUGCUGUGAAUUUUGGGGAGAUUUUUCGCGAUCAGAAAAAAAUAUUUCCACGCGAAGAACAGGUGGAACGGAAACUUAUUGAAGCUACUUUCAGAACACAUGCCAUGUAAACUAACGAUUUCAAUUCAUUUUAUUAAAGAGGAAAUCAAGUAUGGUCUCUGCUAUAGAUAAAUAAAAAGAAAUGUUUGUGUAGUCGCUUGAUGAACUUACACCAUUUUGCCCCGUUUCAAAAAGACUCUGCGGAAAGAAUAAAAAAAUCUAAAUAUUUUCGGAACAAAAAGAUCUUAAAGAAGGACGUACGUAAAGUGCAUGUCAUGACAUAUUAUAUAACGACCAGGACAUGUUAAAAUUACAUCAAACUUAAUUAUCCAAACCAAAUAUUGAAUUGAAUAUCAUAAAUUGUAUUUUAGAUGCCCUCUGGUAAAUAGAAAAAAAUGAAAAAAAAAUGAAAUAACUAAAUUAUACACAAAAGCAAAAAAGAAAUAAAAUUUAAAAAAAAUGAAGAACACGUGACUUAGAUAAUCCCAAUUAGAGUGUAAAAUUAUUAAACAAAAUAUUUAUUAAAAUAUAACAAAAUGUAGCAAAAGGAAUAGAAAACAAAAAAAAAAGUAAAUUGAACAGAGGAUAAAUGUAUAAUUUGAAUUGUGAUAAAUUUAAUGAAUUACGAUACUGUAAUCGGGAUAAUAUAUCUUUCACCACUCACAAUCCUUACAUUAUUCAAACACAUUUUUGAAUUAUGUUGUACAAUCGCAUAAAUACCAACACAACACCCAUUUAUAGAUACAGUAUACACAUGCACACAUCCAUACACACAAACGAUUUAUCGUUUAAAAUGCUAAUUAUCGUCGACAUAACACAAUAGUUAUUUGUUGAUCGUGGUGAGAAAAUAAGAGAAUUCCAACAAGAGCGAAGCAAGAGCUCAAAUCACUUGAAUUGGAAUUUUCUAUUUUUCCCCGAGUUGAACGAAACGCUUUUCAUGUGUGCGUUCAGCAAAAAUUGGUUUUUGUCCACUAAAAAAACAUGAAAAAGAAGUGUAAACCAGCAGCUACUAAAAGGCGCUAAAAAUAAAAUUAAAAUAAAAGGCGCCAAUAAAUGGCCAAUCCACGAGACAGUCAACAAAAAAGUGAUUAUUUUAGUCAUUUGAGAGAAUUUGAUGGAUAGACAAUAGUGCAAUGCAGUUUCAUAAUUCCUCAAAAGUUAGUCAUACCCUGUUGCAUGUACAAGUCUAGCGAAUCAUAAGCAAAAUGAAAGUAAACUUUCAUUCUGUUUCAUCAAUAGCCAUGCUAGUAAAAGAUAAAAUUCUCACAAAUCUUCUCACUGCACUUGAGUGGACAAAAUAAGAAUUUUUCGGCCACACCCACAUGAAAAGGUUUUAUGAUUUGUAGGCCUAAAAAUACAUAAAAUGCACACAGACUCUCACAAUUGAACACAAACACACAGAAAUCCAUCAAUAACAUGAACACACUGAUUACUUAAACGUUAAUUAAAUUUACAAGGAUUUUUUGCCUUUUUGUAAAAACAAUGUAAAACUGAUACUCCCAGGAAUCUUCAAACAUGACUUGAAAAAUCAACAAUUAAUUUCUAUACAAAAACAAAACGUUUAAGAAAACCCAAGAAAAACAAAACAGAAUGAGAAAUAAUAAUAAAAAAGUAAAUUAAUGAAAAGUAUAGUAGAAUAGUUGAAGAUAAUAAAUAAUAAAAAAAAAUGUAAAAUCAGUAUUUAUAUAAAAUAAAAUGAAAAAUAAUAAAAAAAAUCCUAAACUAAGGCAAUGACAACAAAAAAAAAAUAAAAGUAGACAAAUAAUUGAAUGGGAAAAUGUGCUAAUAAGUAAGAUUUCAAUAAAAAUAUAUACA
Molecule: messenger RNA, 15383 nt
Organism: Bradysia coprophila
Lineage: Eukaryota; Metazoa; Arthropoda; Insecta; Diptera; Sciaridae
Gene: bchs
Product: WD repeat and FYVE domain containing 3 bchs
Molecular function (GO): metal ion binding; protein binding
Source: RefSeq, a predicted model, not a curated record